GUGUCUGCUCUGCUCUAGUGAAGGAAGGACAGCUGCUCUCAGCGGCGAAGGAAGGAACGGAAAAACUACACAAUGCGUUAGCCACGGGCAAUGGCUCGUCCCCAAAUCGCCUCCUAAUUCUCUGUCCGAGCCACUCCAAUACAAAUAUGGCGUGAGAAGAACCGUGGAGGAAAACUGCGAAACUGUCGGGAGUUACUCGUAGCGGCGGACCGAGCUGCCGCUGCCUGGAAGUUUUCUGUUGUUUUCCCGUCGUGGGGCCCCGACGGUGGCGGCGGCUCUCUCCCCGGAGCGGUGUCCCGGUCUGCCCAGCCCCAUGCAAAACCUAACGGCCCCUGGCGGCCCCGGCAACUCCAAUGUCACCUGCUCCUGCAACUGCACCGUUUCCCAGCCACAGGGAAUGGAGAUAUCUGAACUGGAGUUUGUUCAGAUCGUCAUCAUCAUCGUGGUGAUGACAGUGAUGGUGGUGGUGAUCAUCUGCCUGCUCAACCACUACAAGCUCUCCACCUGGUCCUUCAUAACAAGGCAGAGCCAGGCCCGCCGGCACGACCAUGCCCUGCAGCAGGAUGGGUGUCUGUGGCCUUCAGACAGCGGCUCUCGACAAGGUGCCUCAGAGGUGUUAUACGCUCCCCAGGCCAGGGAUCGCUUCACCGCUCCCUCCUUUAUGCAGCGCGACCGCUUCAGCCGCUUCCAGCCCACCUACCCUUACCUGCAGCACCAGAUCGACCUGCCACCCACAAUCUCGCUGUCGGAUGGCGAGGAGCCCCCACCGUACCAGGGUCCCUGUACCCUGCAGCUCCGCGACCCCGAGCAACAGAUGGAACUCAACCGAGAGUCGGUGAGGGCACCGCCCAACCGGACCAUCUAUGACAGUGACUUGAUCGACAUGGGAGGAGGCGGGAGCCUGGGUGGGGUGGGGGGUGGAGGGGGAGGAAUGGGAGGAGGCGGUCCAAGGCCGCCCAGCAGUAACUCUGGCAUCAGUGUGGCCAACUCCAGCAGCCACGGGCGCAUGGAGGGCCCCCCGCCAGCGUACAGCGAGGUGAUGGGUCACUACCCUGGCUCAGCAUUCUUUCUACACCAGCACAGCAAUAACCAGAGGGUGGGGGGGCCGGGGGGCAGGACGAUCCAGCAGCAGAGCCAAUCAGAAAGCACAAUAGUACCUGCCAAGGCCAAGGACGGCCAACCAGAGGACCUGGUGUGAAGAGAAGGGUAGGGUGCAGGUGGAGAACCCACCCGGACUAGAAACUGUCUCUCCUCCUCCUCCUCACCCCUGUAAGCAGUGGUCUCUCUAUCGCUCUCUCUGUCUCUCUGUCUCUCUCAUGUCCUCUUUCCUCACUCCCAUGCACAAAUAUCAACCUUAGCAACAACAAAACAAGGAAAGAGAACCAACCGUUGAUUUAAUUUCACUUUCUUUCCAAUGUUAGUAAUUCAAAGCGCUAGCACAGCUGGGGCAGGAUGUAUGCACUGCUCUGAGAGCUGUUUUCUUUUUGUUCAACAUGAGAAAGAAACAUUCUGCGAGAACAGAUUGAAACAAUUUGCUUUUUCUUGCCCCCUCGGGUGACGGCUUUGUCCCUUGGAACUGAGAAUGAUAUUUUUAUUUUUGUUCUUUUUUUCUUUUUUUUCGGACCGGGAUCUGUGCACAAAGCGAUAACUGAGAAUCAAGGACUUACAGAGAACACAACAAAACAAGAGACUCACAAAAAUCCAAUCUUAGUGCCAAGGUUCACGAGGAAGCAAAACAAAGGGGGAAACUGACUCAUUCUACCGUUCAAAACAUGAAAAGAAAAGUUAUCUAAAAGUUGCACUAUCUUUUUGUUGUAAAAGAGAAGAGGGAAAUAUGCUAUGUAAUGAUGAUGAUGAUGUGUUUUUUUUCUUUUGUCCUUUUCAUGAAUGGACUGACUGACUGAACUUUGGCUCCAAAGUUGUUUUAACAAUUGGGAGCAAAAAAAAAAACAAGUAUUAUAAGCUUAUGUCCUUCCUGUUUUUGAAAUACUGCAAGAAAUACUCUUACCCAGCCUACAACACCUCUGUCUGCUUACACACAGGCACCGUGAGACUCAGUAGGAGAAGAAUCUUGUACUGCUCACGCUUGUGAACACUGCAGCCUCGUGGGGAAGAAAUCUGACUGGUGACCGGUCACUGGGUGGACCAAACAUUUCUCACUUCCUCUUGUAUAUUUUUACAAGACUUGGAGAGUCUUUUCUAAACUCUUAGAGAGAUGAGAGCUGCUUGGCAAGACUCAACACGCUCCACGCUAACGUUUCUGGAGAAUCUUGAAUCUGGAAAAAAGAUCAUACCAUCAUGACAUGAAAACAUAUCUGAACAGUCCACCCAGCAGUCUGGUAACAGCUGAUUCUUCACUUUUUCAACUCUGUCCCGACCUCUGAGCACCUGACACUUCGUCUUUCCUAUCUCCUGCAUCAAUGCCCCCUCUCCCCUCCUCUCCUCUCCUCUCACCGCUCAUCUCGACAUGCACAGUGCAUUCUGCCAACAGCCACACUGAACACGAACCCCGCCGCCAUGACUACGAAAAACACAAAACAAAAACAAAAAGAAGGCUCAGAUCUCUGUCUUCACGUCUCUAAAGCCACAAAAGAAAAAAAAACCCAAGACUACACAAAGUGAAGAUUCCUGUCUGCGUCCGCCAGCACAGCGAUCAGGUUUUAAAGGAGAACUGUCUGUGGUCGAAGUCAAAGGGCUAUGGGAGGGUCCUUUUUGUAAAAGAGAACUUUUUUUGAAAAUUGAGCCUUUUUCUCUGCUCAUCGUUGCCUUCUCCUCUGCUCUUGCGCUUUCUCUGUCUCUGUAUCUUGUUGCGUUCAACGCAAGUGCUCUGAUCCCCCCCACCCUAACCCUAACCCUGACCCCACCCCGUCCCGGCCUCCCUGCUUUUUAACAGAGUCUCUGGCAAACACUGUACAUCAGCCCUCCUUCCAUCCAUGUGCAGAAAAAGUGCGUUCAAAUGAUGCAGAGUCCGCCAAGCCCUUUAAAGUGAAGACUGGAGUGGAGCCCUCGUUUGGCAGUGUGCUAGUGCAGUCCUUUCUUCCCCUGUGUGUGUGUCUGUGUCUGUGUCCAUAUAUAUAUACAUGUGUGUAUUUGUUAGACCUUUUGACUACACUAAAAGCACUUAAUGCUCCAGCAGGAGUGUUGUGUGUGUGUGUGUGUGUGUGUGUGUGUGUGUGUGUGUGUGUGCGUGUGCGUGUGCAUGUGCGUGUGUGUGUGUGUUUGUGUUGUGUGUGUGUUGUGUGUGCGUGUGUGUGUGUUUGUGUGUCUUUGUGUUGUGUGUGUGUUGUGUGUGUGUGUGUGUGUGUGUGUGUGUGUGUGUGUGUGAGUGAGUGGUUAAACAGCUGACUGCUUGUCUGAGUUUAAAGAUUCAAGGACAUGUUACUUGUUUGUCCGUAUUUACCCGUCAUCAUUGAAGUGUUCAUUGAUCCAGACGUAUGUAGGGUCUGAUGGUGUUGCAGAAGUGACCUCAUUCAAGAAGCUCAAAGAUCUCUCUCCUCUUGGGGUUUUGUCGUCGAGCUGUUAUGUCGUUCCUGAGCAUUCUGGCGCUGUGAUCUGUCUUUUCAACACGUAGCCUUGAUUAUUUAUUCCCUUUUUGUCAGUUCAGCUUCACAAUAAACAUUUCCAGCUGACUGCUUUCUAAACGUUUAAAGAGACGUUACUGUCGCUUUAAGUUCAUCAUAGGAUUCCUGCAAACUGGAGAUCUUAGAAAGCUGCAGCCUGGCUCUCAGCCUGAGGAGAAACACAAGUUUUUAACAUGCGACUGCCUUAUUCAGUGAUUUUUUUAGCCGUUUAAUUACAAGUUCUGUUUGUUUUGGAGAGGAGGAGAUCUCAGUGGAUAAUUUGGUGCCUGGUAAAAAACCUCAUGAAUGAAAAGGAGAACUUAAAAAGCCUUCUGUGUUGUUGCUCCCACAUUGCUCUGUGGAGAAUGAAGCUGCAGACGCAAAGUCUGACUGCAAAACUCUGCAUGAAAUCAGGGUCUUCUCAAUCGACAUAGAGAAACAUGAUAUACAGCAGAAAGGCAAACUGUGUCCCAGUCUGCUUCAUGGAUAAUCAUUGUGAGCUGGAGGAUGUUAUGUCACAUGAAAGUGUGUUUGUGUGCACGAUAAGAACAGAACAUGUCACGUAUCUGAUGACUUAAUCAUUUUUUCAAAUCUCUGAGACACUAGUUGCAAUUUUUAGUCAUAUUAUGAAAUAGCAACAGGUCUUGCAAAGAAAAGGAAACCAUGCACGAUGACCAUGACUAAACCGCACACCCUCCUCCCCGUGCAUAUCGUGGAUUUGGGACGCAGUUGAGCUUUUUAUGCUAACGUUAUUCUGUGAUUUUUGGCGACUAACGCCCUCCACGUUUCGCCGUCUCUCUGAAAACGUUUCCUCGUGCAGCUCACGUUUGACUCUCCGCCCCUCAGAUGUCAGAAAACAAUUGAUGAAGAAAGCCUUCUGAUUGGUUAGUAUCGGUGUGUUUGAAUGUAUGCAUGUGACCCCGUCUGAUGUGACCCCGUCUGAUGUGUGUCCAACUGUGUGUGUGUGUGUGUGUGUGUGUGUGUGUGUGUGUGUGUGUGUGUGUGUGUGUGUGUGUGUGUGUGUGUGUGUGUGUGUGUGUGUGUGUGUGUGUGUGUGUGUGUGUGUGUGUCUGUGUGUGUGCGUGUCUGUGUGUGUCUGUGUGUUACUACAUUGCUGCUGCUAUUGCUGUUGCUGCUGCUGCUACUGCUACUAUUGUUGCUACUGCUGCUUCUCAUGCCCCCCCCCACACACACCCCGCCCACCCCACACCAGUUCUCUGUCCUUCUGUCCCCUUAACUCAUCCAAAACUAGAAGGAGAGAAAUCCACCCCUCUGCAGUCAAAAGCGAGAGUACUGAGACGCACCGCGGUCCUGUUUUCUGCAGGACACUUCUUAAACCUUUUUGUUACACAGAAGCCUGAGCGAGUCAGUGAGGAGAUUGUCCUGACUCUUUUGCCUUUGACUGCACGGACCUGCUUCAAACCUGCGUUUGUUUCCUUUCUUCCUCCUUCUCUCUGUUUUGAUUUCUCGCCUUGUUCUGUCUACGCAGUCAUAGCUUGUAAAUUGAGGACAUAAAGAUGAAUUUUAUGUUUUCUACAAGGAGGUUUGCAUGUUACUAUUAUGUGAGUAAAUAAGGUGCCUAAUGUUCAUGUUUGAGCAGACCACACCUCAGUCAAACUGCUGCUUGCGAUCCUUUCAGGUGCUUUACUCGGACUCAACCGCCUGUCUGGUUUGGAUGGAACAGAAAUACUCAAAUAGGUUUCCUGCGAUUGCCAAAAAUGAUCUUCUCUGUCUUGUUGUGAAGUCGUGGACGGUUGUGGCGUUCAGGAGUCAGGUUGUUACUCCUGUAUGGUCACAGACUGAAUCUGAUCCGGCAGAGAAGUGAACGAAAGCCACGUUUCGAUUCAAAUAUCCUACAUGACGUUACAUUCGGUGACCACGGGAGCAGCUGUGUAGCAAAACUCCAGCUGUCCCUCCAAACUGCAGUCGUCUUUUCCCUCUGCUUUGAGCGUGAACGAGCCGUGACUCUGAUUGGCUCAAAGUCUGACCACGCCAGACAGGAGCGGCUGUUCUGUCGGAGCCUCUGAAGUAGUUUCAACCAGCAGUUUGACCAGCGUGUGGAGCAGACAUAGGAACCCACUUGCACUCAAAAAGCUCCCACCUUCGUUGUGCCUCACUUCCAACGGUGCUUUUUUCAGUAGUCUGUCUUUCUUUAUGUUUGUUUGUAAGGUGCUGUAUAUAACUUGAAUAUAUUAUGCACAUAUCCUACCCAAUGGGUAGAAACCACAAAAAAUGUUGUGAAUAAUGUAAUAUAAUGUAUAGACAAUAUAAGAAUUUUAAGAAGGCAGCAUCAAAUUUGUAAAUGCCUACAGUUAAAAACGUGCUUUGUCUUUUUUUUAUCAGAAACAUGGUUUGCAAAGUAUGCUUAGAAUAUGGUUGCAACACAAAUACAAAUUACUACUUAUAAUAUUUUGCUAUAAAUAAUAGUCUGUUAUGAUAAGGACGAGAUAACCUGUGGAUUAAGGACAUUGGUGAGUUAUUGACUUGUUUAUUGGAUCAUCUGAAAACAAGCUUUCACAGUGCGUGCCGUCAUUCGGGGACUGGCGGGCGGAUCAUUUUCACCACAUUCGACUGACAGAUGUAACGUUCCAUAACUCUGAUCUUUUAGAGAACACACAUCGGUUUGUGUUAAAGCCACGACGACAGCCGACCUCGGCUGCAUCUCGACUCACUUUGUAGAUCAAAAGUUAAAGCUGUGUAGUUUGGAAGAGGCGUCACAUUGCCACCGCACACUAGAGCUGUCAGCAUUUCCAAACACGGAAGGAAACGUGUUUGUACUCUUAGGAUUUCAAAUUUUAGUUCAGCUGUAAUUUUGUAUAUCUGCCAAAGUAUAACUCUGUGGAGCACACUCAGCACAGGGAUAGAUCUGUCUGGAUGUUAGGCAUUGGUUCAAGCAUUUCAGCUCCGUUACAGGAGGAGCACCAACUUCUGCUCACGGCCACGUCGAGCAGUUUCAAACAUUCAAGAAAAACAAAAAGGUCAUUCCCUUUUUUUUUUUUGGUAAAGAUUGGAAAGUUGCACCAGCGUGAAAGGAGUGGAAAAUACUGUUAAACUGUCAUUUAACUUUUCUCUUUUUGUUAUGAUUACUUUUUUAUUUUCUACAUUACAAUGUUCUAUGUGGCACAGUAUAUUGAAGCAAACGUCAUUUUUAAUCUGCAGUCAUUUAUUUACAGUAUGUACUGAGAAUAACUCCACUGUACAAUAACCGCAGAGCAUGUUCAUUCUUAUCUAUAGACGAUGUACAUAGCAACACGCCAUCUUCUCUUCAAAGCACCAAAUAAGUGGCAGUUGUGUAGUUUUCAUUUGGGAAAAGUCUCUGUUGUAACUUUGCUGGGGCGCCGCUCGGCUCUCCUUCUUAACGGACUUUUCUGUUUUCGUUUCCUGCACUAGCUUGAAGAACUAACUUGGGCUCAGACUGAUUUUGAUUUGAUUUCUGCCCCCGCAGCGCGCUCCUUCUUUCCACUUAUCAAAAGUCUGUACUCAACUGCUGACAAAAAGUAGCUGUUUUUAUCGUUCCAGAUUUUAAUAAUAAUGAUGAUGAUGAUGAUAAUAACAAUGAUAACGUCUCAACAGUUUGGUAUUCUCUCUGUCUUGACAGUUACCAUAGGACUGCUUCCAUCAUGGGUUUUGUAACAUCGAUUUGCUUUAUUUACAAAUGACUCCUUCUCGUUCCCUCUCCCCCCUCUGUGCUAAAAUCGAGAUAUAUAUGUGACUGUAUUUAGUGAGCAUACAGUAUGUAUAUAUAUCCAAACACAGAGGUAAAAUUGUUGUGUAUUUUUGCCUCUUUUUAUUUAAGCAAUUGUGAUGUAAUAGGUUUUAGGCCUAAGGUCUGUUAUUGCAAUACUUUUACAGAAAAGAAGAAAAAAAUCAAAAAAUGUUGCUCUAAGUGCUGUUGUAGUCAAAGAUUUUAUGCUUGUACUUAUGCUGUAGUCAAACUGCAGCGUAAUGAAUAAAACUUUAAAAGUGA
Notolabrus celidotus (New Zealand spotty) is the source of this 7527-nucleotide messenger RNA. Its product is annotated as low-density lipoprotein receptor class A domain-containing protein 4-like. Gene Ontology annotation, molecular function: R-SMAD binding. Gene Ontology annotation, biological process: negative regulation of transforming growth factor beta receptor signaling pathway. The transcript is spliced from 4 exons. The record is from RefSeq and is a predicted model, not a curated record. NCBI's taxonomy places the organism in Eukaryota, Metazoa, Chordata, Actinopteri, Labriformes, Labridae. Bases 314 to 1198 code for a protein of 294 amino acids. Gene Ontology annotation, cellular component: Golgi membrane; early endosome membrane.